Messenger RNA from Procambarus clarkii (red swamp crayfish), 903 nucleotides. RefSeq names its product vitelline membrane outer layer protein 1. Lineage: Eukaryota; Metazoa; Arthropoda; Malacostraca; Decapoda; Cambaridae. The record is from RefSeq and is a predicted model, not a curated record.
AUAGCGAGACUAUUUACCCAGGGUGUGUAUCCCAGUGUAUCCCAGUGUGUCUAUACCCAGUGUAUAGAGUAUAGCCGCCGACUCACUCGUGUAGGAACAGCUGUCCUCGUCGCCAUGGGAACCUUCCAGCGUCCAGCUGUGCUUCUCUGCAUUUUGGGUGUGGUUGGUGGGGGGCGGCAACUCCUACAGGACGACCUCCACAUCGCUCUCAACCUGGACUGGGCCAUGAACUGGGGGGAGUGGGGCCCUGAGGCCUUCUGCCCCGAUGGCACCUUCGCCUACGCCUUCGACAUCAAGGUAGAGACGGAGGGGAGCGCUGACGACACCUCCAUGAAUGGCAUCACGUUGUACUGUCGCGCCCUGGCUGAUGUCGGCCAUGACGGAGUACCGCCCAAAAAGGACGCGAAGGAGUUCUCCAUCACCUCCACCGUCCAGAGAUGGGGCGACUGGCGGGGUAGGCAGGCGUGCCCUGAGGGUCUGCUGACGGGGCUCAAGAUGAAGAGCGAGGCGUACCAGGGUAUCCUGGAAGACGACACCGCCGCCAACGACCUGGAGAUGCAGUGUGACUGGUCCACCUUCACUUUGAGUGGCGGUGGUAAUGAAUGGGGCGACUGGAGUGACUUUGCUACCUGUCCUGACGGGUGGGCCAUAUGUGGUAUCCAGACAAAAGUCGAGGCUGAUUCUGCCACGGACGACACCGCCCUCAACAACGUGAUCAUGUUCUGUUGUGAGCUGCCUGUCUCCGUUGGCCACUAGUCCCGACGGUUCGCCCCUUGGUCACGGGCGACGUCCCACAGCCCAGCCUGGACGGGAGACUACGGAAGCUCUCUUCAUAUGAGGCGGAGCUGGGACGUGAAAAUACUUCAGCAUCACAUACACAUUCCAAUUAAAAAGUUUUAAACA